AUGGAAAAUUAUCAGAAGAUUGAGAAGGUUGGAGAAGUAGGCACGUAUGGUGUGGUCUACAAAGCCCGUGACCUGUCCAAUGGUGGUCGAAUUGUCGCCCUGAAGAAGAUUCGCCUGGAAGCCGAAGACGAAGGUGUCCCUAGCACGGCCAUCCGAGAGAUCUCCCUCCUCAAAGAAAUGAACGACCCCAACAUCGUUCGAUUGCUAAAUAUUGUUCAUGCGGACGGCCACAAGCUGUAUCUAGUCUGUGAGUUCCUUGACCUCGAUCUCAAAAAAUACAUGGAAGCCUUGCCUGUGUCAGAUGGUGGCCGCGGUAAGGCUCUUCCCGAGGGAUCGGCAGUAGACAUGCAGCGAUUGGGCCUGGGUAAAGACAUGGUCAAGAAGUUCAUGGCGCAACUAGUGGAGGGAGUACGAUACUGCCACAGCCACCGCGUUUUACAUCGAGACCUUAAGCCACAGAAUUUGUUAAUCGACAAGGAAGGCAACCUCAAGCUGGCUGAUUUCGGACUUGCACGAGCAUUUGGUGUCCCUCUACGCACAUACACCCAUGAGGUGGUCACUUUGUGGUACCGUGCUCCAGAAAUUCUUCUUGGUGGCCGACAAUACUCUACAGGCGUUGACAUGUGGUCGGUAGGAGCCAUCUUUGCUGAGAUGUGCACUCGAAAACCGCUGUUCCCUGGUGACUCCGAAAUCGAUGAGAUAUUCAAGAUCUUCAAGCUCCUCGGCACACCAGACGAGUCAACCUGGCCAGGCGUUACAACUUUCCCCGACUUCAAGACAUCCUUCCCCAAGUGGCGCCGCGAGGCCACUAGCAGAAUUGUUCCAAACCUCGAACCUGCAGGCCUUGAGCUUCUGGAUGCAUUGCUCGAAUACGAUCCUGCACAUAGGCUCUCGGCCAAAGCAGCCUGCACUCAUCCUUAUUUCGCCGCUGGCUCGGCUGCCUAUUCACAGCGGACAAAUGGGCCUCCGAGGGUCAAUGGCUACCAUUGA
Molecule: messenger RNA, 990 nt
Organism: Exophiala aquamarina CBS 119918
Lineage: Eukaryota; Fungi; Ascomycota; Eurotiomycetes; Chaetothyriales; Herpotrichiellaceae
Product: CMGC/CDK/CDC2 protein kinase
Exons: 4
Coding region: 1-990 (329 amino acids)
Biological process (GO): regulation of G2/M transition of mitotic cell cycle; G1/S transition of mitotic cell cycle; protein phosphorylation
Cellular component (GO): nucleus; cyclin-dependent protein kinase holoenzyme complex; cytoplasm
Molecular function (GO): cyclin-dependent protein serine/threonine kinase activity; ATP binding; cyclin binding
Source: RefSeq, a predicted model, not a curated record